Molecule: messenger RNA, 434 nt
Organism: Paramecium pentaurelia
Lineage: Eukaryota; Ciliophora; Oligohymenophorea; Peniculida; Parameciidae
Source: the annotation of a GenBank genome assembly
AAUGAGUGAAUCAUCCAACUUUUUUGUAGGAAAAUACAAUUUCUCAAGAAGAGUCAUAAAUCAUAGAGUCCCUAUAGAUUUUAAUCAUGGAAUCACUUAAAACCCAUUUGAUUUUAUCUGGAGAUCUUCAUUCAGAAAUCUACUUGUAUCUAAGUAUUAAUCUAAAACAUUUACUUUUUAGUUUGAUUCGAAAUAUGUCAAUGUGGUAUUGUGGUGCAGCAUUUGUUAUUGGAAUUGCAAUUAAUGAAUUCUAAAAUUACAGAAGAUAAGGACAUGCAUUUACAACUCCAAAGUAUUAUCAUUACUUAUUAGAACCCAACCCUAUUUAAAUUAUGUCACUAAUAGCAGAAACAAAGACGCUAAUUUAGGUAGAUGGAAUGGUAAUUUUGCUUGUUGGGAAAAUGAACCAUUAUGUGGUAGAGAUUUUGAAUGAA